This is a messenger RNA of Gossypium raimondii (Peruvian cotton), 2235 nucleotides long. Its product is annotated as hydroxymethylglutaryl-CoA lyase, mitochondrial. Lineage: Eukaryota; Viridiplantae; Streptophyta; Magnoliopsida; Malvales; Malvaceae. Bases 750 to 2051 code for a protein of 433 amino acids. Gene Ontology annotation, molecular function: hydroxymethylglutaryl-CoA lyase activity. The record is from RefSeq and is a predicted model, not a curated record. Gene Ontology annotation, biological process: ketone body biosynthetic process; L-leucine catabolic process. The transcript has 9 exons. Gene Ontology annotation, cellular component: mitochondrion.
UAAUUGCUGUUGAGUGAGAAUAUCAGAUGAAAUCUAGUACUUUGAUGUUAUGUUGUAGUUGUCCGAUCUCUAUGUUGGAACAACAGAAAACUAAUUGCUUUGAUGUUUUGUUUCAGUUUGAUAAGUUUUUGCUGUAUGAUGAUCUAUAAAAUCAAACUAUAGGUGUAUAGAUUAGUGUCUAUUUGAUAGGACCUAAACUUUAGAUUAACCUGUUAUGAGAUAAAGUAUUUGAGACACAACUUUAGUCAUAGUUUUUUGCCAUAUAAUAUGAUCUGACUUGCUUUUAUGUUUGAAUAAACUAAAUGCAAUUUGUUACAAGUGUGAUUUAUCAGCAAAUUUUCCUUUGCUUCUUGAAGGACAAAACAAACCUUCACCUGCUAGCAACUAAUUAUUCAGUUAAGGAAAGUUCUUUAGUUCACAUUUGGGUCAUUACCUGUCCACUUUAAAGAGCUUAUUUUCCCUUGAAUGAGUCAGUUUGAAGUGCAGGUUAUAGUCAACUUGGACUAGUAUGAACAGGAAAUAAGAAUGCUUGUGAUUCUGAAUGAAUAUAUAUAUCUGUUAUAAUGGGUGGUAAGAUUUAUGCCAGCUACUGUGACAAUAGCAGCAAUUUCCAUAGUAGAGAAUAAUAAAGCAAGCUGGUGUGCUGGAGAAAUAGAUCACACCAAUCUUUAUUGUAGAAGCUAUGAAAUAGGAGAGAAGAAACUGGAGAAUCAAAGUAAAGCAAGUAUCUCCUUUGAGUUUUGUUCACUAUGUCGAGUUUGGAGGAACCACUCGGUUUUGACAAGCUUCCUAGCAUGAGUACUAUAGAUAGGAUUCAGAGGUUCUCAGCUGGUGCUUGCCGGCCCACAGUAGAUGAUAUGGGCAUGGGAAACUGCUGGAUCGAAGGGAGGGGUUGCAGCACAUCCAAUAGCUCCGAUGAGGAUUAUGAAGAAUAUAAAGGGGAGGCAUUCCCAUGGAGAAGACAUGUGAGGGAUGCAUCUGAUGGUGAAGCCUUCAACCGAAGGGCUAAAAGCUUAAGCAAGAAUAGGAUGAAAUUUGGACAUGUUUGUAAAUCAAGGAACUUGCCAGAUCAGCACUAUAGCUCCAAGUGCACUGAAAGAGGCACAAGGGGCAUAACAAAUAAGUUUUUAAAUGGUAUUCCAAAGUUUGUGAAGAUAGUAGAAGUUGGUCCAAGGGAUGGAUUACAGAAUGAAAAGAAUAUUGUACCUACAUCUGUGAAAGUUGAAUUGAUUCGGAGAUUGGUGUCUUCAGGGUUGCCUGUUGUUGAAGCUACAAGUUUUGUAUCUCCUAAAUGGGUUCCUCAGCUAGCAGAUGCAAAAGAUGUAAUGAAAGCAGUUUGCGACAUAGAGGAUGCCAGACUGCCUGUUCUAACUCCUAAUGUGAAGGGCUUUGAAGCUGCUGUUGCAGCAGGUGCAAAAGAAGUAGCAAUCUUUGCAUCUGCUUCCGAGUCCUUUUCAAAGUCAAACAUUAAUUGCAGCAUUGAAGAAAGCCUUGCCCGUUACCGUGCUGUUUGUCUUGCUGCUAAGGAGCAUUCAGUUCCUGUACGUGGGUAUGUUUCAUGCGUGGUUGGAUGUCCAGUGGAAGGAACAAUUCCUCCGUCGAAAGUGGCCUAUGUGGCAAAGGAACUUUACGAUAUGGGUUGUUUUGAAAUAUCCCUUGGUGAUACAAUUGGAGUUGGGACCCCUGGUACUGUGAUUCCCAUGCUUGAAGCAGUAAUGGCCGUUGUUCCUGCUGAAAAGCUUGCUGUCCACUUCCACGACACUUAUGGACAAUCUCUUCCAAAUAUUUUAAUUUCUCUCCAAAUGGGGAUUAGCACAGUGGAUUCAUCAGUGGCGGGGUUGGGUGGUUGUCCAUAUGCAAAGGGAGCUUCAGGGAAUGUUCCCACGGAAGAUGUGGUGUAUAUGCUGAACGGCCUUGGUGUGAAGACGAAUGUGGAUCUGGCAAAGCUCAUGUUGGCGGGUGAAUUCAUCAGCAACCAUCUGGGUCGACAAUCUGGUUCCAAGACUGCCGUUGCGCUGUGCCGGGUAACCGCUGAUGCUUCCAAGAUAUGAUAAUUAAAGAAAACCUAUAAUUAUAAUUCUAUUUACAAGAAAAGGGGAACAUGGGCUGUUCCUUAAAAUGUACAAUGUAUAGCAAUCUAUACAAAAUCUUUAAAAAUAAAACAAACUUCUUACUUAGUAGCAGUAAUCUUAUAUUCUGGCAGGCAGUCAUGUUAAGGGAAAGCUCUCUUUUGCA